AUGGGUAUAGAGAAGCAAAUUGCUUCUUUGGAAACGUUUUUUCGGCACGUGAAUUAUCCAAUUCAACCGUUGCAUUAUGAAACCAAGGUGGUUUUGGACACAUUCUUUGAAAAGGGAGGGUUUCUAAAUUUAUGUGACUUGACAUUUGCAGGCUAUGGGAGCAGAGCACGAGGUACUGGAGCGAAUGAAUUAUCUUGGAUGGACAUCGGAAAUUCCAAACCAAACGGAAAAGUAGCUUUGGCACUUUUUAGGCUUUUGGCCCCGGGUGGGCAUUUGUGCAAUUUACUGGAAGCUGUAUCUCUCCCUCCAAAUAACUUCGCGGCAUGCUUGAAAAGCUCUUGGAAGGAGAAUCUUGGUGGAGAAUCGGAUGUCAAAUUUCCCUUUUAUUACUUUGAUAUGCCCAUGUCAGCGUUAUAUGCGUCGUCGUAUGAAUUAUUAGCGGAACCGGCUGAUACAAAUUGGUAUACUCUGCCUCGAUCUCGUUGCCCGCCCAUGUUUCUUAUUCCAUUUUGGAAUCCACCUCUAGUAACUCGUUUUGAGUCUGACCAUGGACAAGUAUUGACUUCACUUCCAUGUUCUCCACUUGCUUACUUCAUUUUAAGAAUGAUCUUUUACCUAAUACGCAAAGCCGAACAAAGUGGCGUUGAAAUGGUUUGUCUUCUACCUUUAGAUACGGCAAGCAAGAGGGUUGGCGCAUGGUUUACCACAUUAAUGAAUUAUUUUCGCGAUUCUCCCUGUACAGAACUUCCAUUAUAUCAUCGACUAUUGACGGCGUAUAUUCAGUAUUUUGUGUCCAUUUCGUUUAUUGAGCGCGUUAGUUCAAAACGUGCAUUGGAGGAUGUUCAGUGGUCAACAUCGGAUGUGGUGGCUGCAUUGCUUCUUUCUGCCCCAACUUUUCUAUGUAUGAGAGGUCUUCGUCAGCCGGAACUUGAGAUUUAUAGAACACCCUGUAGAGAGGUUGUUUCCGGAGCACUUGUAUUUAAAAUAAUUCCGUUUUUGACUGAGUGUGUUCUUGCGCUUAAACAAAAUGACACCGAAAAGUCUUUUGCAACGACAUCAAAUUAUUUUGUUAUGCCUCAGAAAGAAAUUUGUGUGGAUGCUUUAGUUCCGUCGUCCCGGGAUGUGCUUUUUUCCAACAUUUCCUUUUACCGAAACACAUUGAUUGCUCUUCGUCAAUCUUUGAUUUCUCUGUUCAAUUUUAGGGAAUGUAGAAGGGAACAUUUUAAUAAUUCACUUGAACUUUGGUAUUUGUUGCUUAAACCAAAUGAAAGUAAAGAGGUGCGGGAAAGCUAUGUUGUUCAUCAUUUUGAAAUUUAUAGCUUUUUUCUUAUUGAUGUUUUUUCCAUGCUGUUGAAAAGUAAUUUCUUGACCUCUAUUGAUUUUGCAGGAGCCUCCAUGCUUUUGCGAUGCUUUGAGGUUUUUUCUAUGCAUUCGGUAAGAAAUGUAUUUCGCGAAGUGAACAACACUGAUGCCUCCUCGCGAUUGAAUAUUAUAGAAACGAUAACUCAAUACUUUACUUUGAAUUGGUCAGAUGAAGAUGGAGCGGUGCAUGUUAUCAACGUUUUUGGGACAGAAAUUCUUGAUUUAGCGGCGGAGGUGUGUCUAGCGGUUGAAGAACGGGUAGACAAGGGUGAUUUGGACCCUUUGGUGACAGUUCCAUUGAAACAUUCUCGUGAUUUCCUUUUGAAUGCGUUUGAAGGCUUGCAUUCCGUGGUGGAGAAAUCUCGAGAGGUGCGCGCGUCUUGCCGUAAGUCAAAUGGAUACGUUCGUGCUUCAUCGGUAUCUAAUGAGAUAAAGGCACGAUCAAAUAAAAGUGAGGAAAAAGAACUGUUCUUUAAGGGGAUUCGGCGUUCUUGCGGGUUUUCUGGGCCGUUGAAUCUACGUUUUUCCACUGAAAAUGAUCCUCUUCCAGGCACACAGCAUCUUAAUACAGAGACGAGUAUGGGCAAUGAAUUUCCAUUUCUAGUUAAUGCAACGAAAUUUUUGGACUUUGUUCUUGAGAAACUUCUUGAAAGUUAUUAUUCUGCAUGGAUACCCACUUGUAGUAGAGGACAUAAAAUGUGGUUGCUUUCUUCGAGUAAGUUUACCUGCAUAAAUCAUCCUGAAGAGUCCGCUGUGUGGGAAUGUGUUUUCUGUGAAGAGGUUUAUGGUGUUUGCUGUCGUUCCAAUCCUUAUGGUCGGGACGGCAAAAAACUUGUUAGGACGGAAAAUUCUCAGUCUGAUUUGACUUGCUACUGUUCAGAGUGUUAUUCGUACAUUCCGGCAAAUGCUGUUUUUUAUACUUCGUCAACAUCAAGAACAACUUUGUGUCCGGGUUGUGCGUCACGCCCCUUUAAGAGAAGAUCUUUUCGCCCUUUGGCAGCGUAUAUGACGUGGACAAUACUGCUAUUUGUUUUCAUUUUGUUCACGUUUUUCUAUAACAUCUGA
Trypanosoma conorhini is the source of this 2427-nucleotide messenger RNA. RefSeq lists its product as uncharacterized. NCBI's taxonomy places the organism in Eukaryota, Euglenozoa, Kinetoplastea, Trypanosomatida, Trypanosomatidae. The transcript has a single exon. Bases 1 to 2427 code for a protein of 808 amino acids. The record is from RefSeq and is a predicted model, not a curated record.